Molecule: messenger RNA, 1584 nt
Organism: Parnassius mnemosyne (clouded apollo)
Lineage: Eukaryota; Metazoa; Arthropoda; Insecta; Lepidoptera; Papilionidae
Source: the annotation of a GenBank genome assembly
AUGGAGACUGAUUGGAAUGUAGAAGAUCCGCCGACACCAAAGGUGACCUCUCUAACGUCGCUGGACACGGGCGUACGGCCCGCGCCCAGUGGCGCCGCCUACGUGGCCGAGAGGAAUACAUGCCUGAACUUAUUUUCAAGAUGGAACGAAACAGACCAGGUGGAGUUUGUGGAGCAGCUACUAGCACGGAUGUGCCAUUAUCAGCAUGGCCACAUCAAUGCAUACCUCAAACCAAUGCUUCAAAGGGAUUUCAUCAGUAUGCUACCAAAAAAAGGUCUAGACCACGUAGCAGAAAACAUCCUGUCAUAUUUGGACGCAAACUCGCUGUGUGCCGCGGAGCUGGUGUGCCGUGAGUGGCAGCGUGUCAUCUCCGAGGGCAUGCUGUGGAAGAAGUUGGUCGAGAGGAAAGUGCGGACUGACUCACUGUGGCGAGGGCUCGCCGAGAGGAGGGGUUGGAUCCUUUAUCUGUUCAAGCCGAAACCGGGUUGCCAGCAUCCAUCUCACUCGUUCUACAGACAGCUUUAUCCCAAGAUUAUACAGGAUAUACAGUCUAUUGAGGACAAUUGGAGAAUGGGCAGGCAUAACUUGCAGAGAAUAAACUGUCGAUCCGAGAACUCCAAAGGCGUCUAUUGCUUACAGUACGAUGACAACAAAAUUGUAUCAGGGCUUAGGGAUAACACUAUCAAGAUUUGGGAUAGAAAAACAUUGCAGUGUGUUAAGGAACUUCAAGGCCACACAGGCUCAGUACUUUGUCUCCAGUACGACGAGCGAGCGAUAAUCUCUGGCUCCUCGGACAGCACAGUCAGAGUGUGGGACGUCAAUACGGGAGCGAUGCUGAACACUCUCAUACACCACUGUGAGGCAGUCCUCCAUCUCAGAUUCUGCAAUGGCAUGAUGGUUACCUGUAGUAAGGAUAGAUCAAUAGCCGUAUGGGAUAUGACGUCCACUACUGAGAUCAUGCUGCGACGAGUCCUGGUCGGGCACAGAGCAGCCGUCAACGUCGUGGACUUCGACGAGAAGUACAUAGUCAGUGCUAGUGGGGACCGCACUAUUAAGGUGUGGAAUACUUCUUCAUGCGAAUUCGUACGUACAUUGAAUGGGCACAAACGUGGCAUAGCGUGUCUGCAGUAUAGAGACCGUCUAGUGGUCUCUGGCUCAUCGGACAACACCAUCCGGUUGUGGGACAUCGAGUGUGGCCAGUGCAUACGAGUUCUGGAAGGUCACGAGGAGCUAGUGCGUUGUAUACGGUUCGACAACAAGCGCAUAGUGAGCGGUGCAUACGACGGCAAGAUCAAGGUGUGGGACCUGCGCGCCGCGCUCGACGUGCGCACGCCGCACCAGGACCUGUGUCUGCGCACGCUCGUAGAGCACACGGGGCGAGUGUUCCGGCUGCAGUUCGAUGAGUUCCAGAUAGUUUCGUCGUCGCACGACGACACCAUCCUCGUGUGGGACUUCCUCAACUGCGGCGGCUCGCCGGCCGCUCCCGCCUCCGCUUCCGCUUCGGCGCCCGCCGCAGCGCCCGCGCCCGCGCCUGCGCCCGCUCAGCGCCGCGCCUCGCCGGAUCGCGACCGCUUCUACGACUAG